Messenger RNA from Cladophialophora carrionii CBS 160.54, 1674 nucleotides. RefSeq lists its product as uncharacterized. Gene Ontology annotation, biological process: defense response; superoxide anion generation. Bases 1 to 1674 code for a protein of 557 amino acids. Gene Ontology annotation, cellular component: NADPH oxidase complex; plasma membrane. Gene Ontology annotation, molecular function: superoxide-generating NAD(P)H oxidase activity. NCBI's taxonomy places the organism in Eukaryota, Fungi, Ascomycota, Eurotiomycetes, Chaetothyriales, Herpotrichiellaceae. The record is from RefSeq and is a predicted model, not a curated record. The transcript is spliced from 2 exons.
AUGUCGGAACGAACAAGAUCCACGCCGCUCUCGAGGAUGUUGUUGUCGGGGGAAGUCAGUGGGGAGGCGCCUCGAGAUCUGAACUUGCGGGAGCGCUUCGAGCGAUGGAUGGUGAACGAAGGGUCGAGGAGAGUGGUCGUGGCCGUGUUCGUGCUGGUUCACGGACUGAUAUUCGGCUUCGGGUUUAUGAACUACCAGCUGAAGGACAACCUCACGGGAGCCCGCGCGACGUUUGGCAUCACGUAUCCCAUCGCCCGGUCGGCGGCGUUGGUCCUCCAUUUCGACGUCGCCUUGAUCCUCUUUCCCGUCUGCCGGACGCUGAUAUCGUUACUUCGACAAACACCGCUCAACAGCAUCGUCCCAUUCGACAAGAACCUCACCUUUCAUAAACUCAUCGCCUACUCGCUGGUCUUCUUCACAUGGGUCCACACCAUCGCGCACUGGAACAACUUUGCUCAGCUGGCCGCCAAGGCGAACUUGGGCUUCGUCGGCUUCCUGAAGGCCAACUUUGUCACAGGCCCCGGCUGGUCUGGCUAUGUGAUGCUCUUUGCCUUGAUGGCAAUGUUGUUCACAUCGAUUGAGAAGCCGCGACGAGCCAACUAUGAGCGCUUCUGGUCGAUGCACCACCUCUUCAUCAUUUUCUUUGUCUUUUGGUCCGUGCAUGGAGCUUUCUGCAUGAUCAAGGCCGACAAUGCUCCCUUCUGCUUCGGCACCGGUGUCUUUUGGGAAUACUGGAUGUACGGCGGCUUUGCCUAUCUCAUGGAGAGAGUGCUGCGUGAGAUUCGAGGUCGCCACAAGACGUUUGUCACCAAAGUCAUUCAGCAUCCCAGCAAUGUCGUGGAGAUCCAGAUGCACAAGGAGAAGACCAAAACACGCGCGGGCCAAUACAUCUUCCUUUGCUGUCCUGAGGUCUCCAUCUGGCAAUACCAUCCAUUCACUCUCACUUCUGCGCCCGAGGAAGACUACAUCUCGGUGCAUGUACGGAUGGUGGGCAACUUCACCAAAGCCCUCGGCAAGGCCCUCGGCUGCGACGACGGCAAGGCGAGCAAAGAUGCAGGCGUCAAAAAACCACGCUCCGAAGUCGUCUCCAUGGCUCCUGGCGGACUGCAGAAAUUACUCCCUCGGAUCUAUGUCGACGGACCCUUUGGAUCUGCUUCUGAGGACGUCUUCAAGUUUGAGACGGCGGUCCUCGUCGGCGCCGGUAUUGGCGUCACUCCCUUCGCAAGUAUCCUCAAGUCCAUCUGGUAUCGCAUGAGCCAAGGUGGUGGCGGCAAGUCGCGGCUCCGGAAGGUCUACUUCUUCUGGGUAUGCCGUGACUUUGGCACAUUGGAGUGGUUCAAGAGUCUGUUACAGGCCAUUGAGGCUCAAGACAAGGCGCACGCCAUUGAAAUCCAUGCCUACCUUACCGCCAAGAUCUCCGCUGCGGACGCCAACAACAUCAUGCUCAACAGCAGCGAUACCGACGCCAUCACCGGCCUACGCACACCCACCAACUUCGGCCGCCCCAACUGGGACAUGGUCUUCCGGGCGAUACGCAAGCUCCACUCACCCGGUGAGGCCGGCGUGUUCUUCUGUGGUCCCAAGGGCCUCGGCUCACAGCUCCACAUCUUGUGCAACAUGUACAGCGAAGGCGACAAGGGGUUCAGCUUCGUCUGGGGCAAGGAGAACUUCUAA